AUGGAGGCGUUUACAAAGAUGGGAAACCAUAUGGUUUCUGAUUCUGCAGCUACGAUUAAUGCCGGUGGUGACGAUAUGUCCACCGUCGACGGUGACGAGGGCGUGUUGAAUAUGGGAGGCGGGCCACAAAAACGAAGACAUGAUGAUGAAGACGAGGGUUCGGAUGCUCUCGAUGAUGACGAUGAAGACGAUCUGGAGAGCAUGGCUAGUGUUGCAGUUGAUGGUGCCGGGAAAACGCAGACAACCAAGGCAGAGGAGGAAAAAGAGCUCCCCGCACACGCAUGCGGUGCUCGUGGAAACACUUCCUCCUCCCAUAUCGUGAACCACCUAGUCAGAGCCCGCCACAAGGAAGUUCAACUCCACCCGGCGUCCUCUCUCGGAGAUACCAUACUCGAAUGUUAUAACUGCGGUACAAAGAAUGUGUUCCUCCUUGGGUUCAUCCCGGCAAAGUCUGAUACCGUCGUCAUCCUGCUCUGCCGUCAGCCAUGUGCGGCGAUGCCAUCCUCAAAGGACAUGAACUGGGAUACUUCACGCUGGCAGCCGCUCAUGGAGGACCGUUCGUUUCUCCCCUGGCUGGUUGCCGCGCCAUCUGACCAAGAGCAGCUCCGAGCCCGCCACCUCAGCCCACAGAUGAUUGCCAAGUUAGAGGAGUUGUGGAAAGAGAAUGCAUCGGCAACCGUUGAAGACUUGGAGAAAGCUACAGGUGUAGACGACGAGCCGGCACCAGUUCUACUUCGAUAUGACGACGCAUACCAGUACCAGAACGUUUUUGGCCCUCUUGUCAAAAUCGAGGCGGACUAUGACCGUAAAUUAAAGGAGGCCCAGUCGCAAGAUGGCCUAACCGUACGAUGGGACCUUGGCUUAAAUAACAAACACCUUGCCAGUUUUGUUCUCCCAAAGCUUGAGCUUGGUGAUGUGAAGCUUGCUGUUGGUGAUGAAAUGCGCAUCAAGUACACCGGAGAGCUUCGGCCGAAGUGGGAGGGUGUCGGAUAUGUUAUCAAGAUUCCCAACAACCAGUCUGACGAAGUUACUAUCGAAUUGCGUUCAAAAGGGGACCACAAGUCGGUACCUACGGAAAUCUCCCAUAACUUCACCGCGGAUUAUGUUUGGAAAGCAACAUCCUUCGACCGUAUGCAACUCGCGAUGAAGACAUUCGCUCUGGACGAGAUGAGCGUCUCAGGCUAUCUUUUCCACCGUCUGCUUGGACACGAGGUUGCUGCAGCGCCUAUGAAAACCCAGAUGCCGAAACAAUUCAGCGUUCCCGGUCUCCCUGGUCUCAACAGCAGUCAAAUUAACGCCGUCAAAGCGGUUCUACAGAAGCCGUUGAGUUUGAUUCAAGGUCCCCCCGGCACAGGCAAAACCGUUACAUCAGCUACGAUUAUUUACCAUCUUGCGAAAGUCAAUGUAGGCCAGGUCCUGGUGUGUGCUCCAUCCAACGUCGCCGUCGAUCAGCUUUGCGAAUGCAUUCAUAGGACUGGAUUGAAGACUGUCCGCGUGACAGCAAAGUCUCGAGAAGAUGUUGAAUCGCCAGUCCGCCACCUCUCACUCCACGAACAAGUGCGCAACAAUGAUAGCAAUAUCGAGCUUGUCAAGCUCAACCAACUAAAGACUGAAUUGGGUGAACUUUCCAGCCAGGAUGAAAAGAAAUAUAAACAGCUUACUCGCGCUGCCGAAAAGGAAAUUCUGACCAAUGCCGAUGUUAUCUGCUGCACCUGUGUUGGUGCUGGUGACCCCCGACUGGCGAAAUCGAAGUUCCGCACCGUUCUCAUUGACGAAUCGACCCAGUCUGCGGAGCCAGAAUGUAUGAUCCCGCUUGUCUUGGGCUGCAAACAAGCUGUCCUCGUCGGUGACCACCAGCAGCUUGGUCCAGUUAUUAUGAACAAGAAAGCUGCCAAGGCUGGUUUGAACCAAUCCCUCUUCGAACGACUUGUUAUUCUGGGUUGCCCUCCUAUCCGCCUGAAUGUUCAAUACCGAAUGCAUCCUUGCCUGUCUCAGUUCUCUUCAAACAUGUUCUAUGAGGGCUCUCUGCAGAACGGUGUGUCCAGCGAGGACCGCCUGCUCAAGAACGUCGAUUUCCCCUGGCCAGUAGCAGAUAAACCCAUGGUGUUCUGGUCAAACCUAGGUAACGAGGAAAUAUCCGCCUCCGGAACAUCGUACCUUAAUCGAACUGAAGCCGCGAAUGUAGAGAAGAUUGUUACUCGCUUCUUCAAGGCUGGGGUUAAGCCAUCCGGAAUCGGUAUUAUCACGCCAUACGAGGGCCAACGCAGUUACGUCGUUAGUUCUAUGCAGUUGACCGGCACGUUUAAAAAGGAGUCUUAUAAGGAAAUUGAAGUUGCGUCCGUCGAUGCGUUUCAGGGGCGUGAAAAGGACUUUAUCGUUCUCUCCUGUGUCCGAUCCAACGACCAUCAAGGAAUCGGUUUCCUUAGCGACCCACGCCGUUUGAACGUCGCCCUUACCCGUGCUAAAUAUGGUCUUGUUAUUCUUGGGAACCCCAAGGUCCUCUCCAAACAUCCAUUGUGGAAUUACCUAUUGCGUCAUUUCAAGGAACAAAACUGUCUCGUCGAGGGCCCACUAUCUAACCUCCAAGCAUCUCUCAUUCAGUUCAGUCGACCAAAGCAAGCCUACCGCGGUCCGCAGCGCUUCCAAAUGUCGUUCAACCAUGCGUCCAACGUUGAUAGCAGCAUGAUGAAUGGAAGAAAUGGACAUCCCCAAGAUUAUCAGGACGCUGGAUCGGUUGUUAGCUAUAUCCCUGAUGAUGUGUCCUCGGUGCACUCAUCUGCAUUGGGUGGCGUUGCAAUUCCUUCUGGGUAUCCCCAUAUGUUCCAGAACUUCACCGAAUCCUGGCCUACUGCCCCCAACAACCGUCGUCCAAAUGGCUCCAGGAUGAGAGGCGCACCUAGUGUGGCAGGAGAAUCAGUCGCCGCGACUGAGUCCGACGUUACCGGGAGCGUUGUUGACGGCAGAAGUGCUGUUGGCCAAGGUGGAGUCAGCCUCGCUGGUCUGAGCAUUCAUGACGUCCACAAACAGACAAGUCUGAGUCAGUCUGACCGUCUAAAGCGCUAUGUCGAGUCAAGCGGUCGCCCUGAGCCAUACCGAGGCGGCACUGACACUGGAAGCGUCUUUGGUGGCAGUGCUGCAAGCAUCCGCGUCCCACGCCAAAACCUAGGCCAUCUAGGUGACGACGAUGACGCGCGUAGCGUCUCUACUGCGUUUGCAAGUCAAGUCGGUGGAAACUAUGACUGA
Arthroderma uncinatum is the source of this 3243-nucleotide messenger RNA. RefSeq lists its product as uncharacterized. The transcript has 2 exons. Gene Ontology annotation, biological process: nuclear-transcribed mRNA catabolic process, nonsense-mediated decay. The coding region runs from base 1 to 3243 and encodes 1080 amino acids. The record is from RefSeq and is a predicted model, not a curated record. Gene Ontology annotation, cellular component: cytoplasm. NCBI's taxonomy places the organism in Eukaryota, Fungi, Ascomycota, Eurotiomycetes, Onygenales, Arthrodermataceae. Gene Ontology annotation, molecular function: ATP binding; RNA helicase activity; RNA binding.